AUGUCUGCUGCCCACUGCCCACUGCCCACUCUCCACCUCCCUGGGUUCUUUCACUCACCCCCCGGCCUCUGCCGUCAGAGCCACUGCCGGACGAACCAGCCGCGACCAGAGGGUCAGACAGGGCAGGCCAGAACGGGGCCAGAUCACAUCAUUCCAUUCCUCCUUACUCAUCCUGUGCCCCUGUGGGACAUGGCUGCGGGCUCUGGGCCAUGGCGAUACGGCACAUGGCUAUACGGCACACGGCACACGGCACACGGCAGGUGUCUCUGCCCACUCCGCCUGGUGGCUGCCAGAACGGUUGCCGUCCCUUCCCUUCCCGCGGAAAGGCAUCCUCUUGGAAAGUCUGGCGCCAUCCAGGCAAGGAAAGAGAAAUCUGCCGUGGCAUCAACCCCCCUUUCCCCCCCCCUCCCUUCUCCGGGCACAACAGAGCAGACAGAGAAUACAUCGGAAUACACCAGACUACACCGGGCUACACCAGGAGAGCCAGAAUACACACCAGAAGAGCCAGAAUAG
Paracoccidioides lutzii Pb01 is the source of this 513-nucleotide messenger RNA. RefSeq lists its product as hypothetical. Bases 1 to 513 code for a protein of 170 amino acids. The transcript has a single exon. The record is from RefSeq and is a predicted model, not a curated record.